CACUGAAGAAUGGACUUUGGGACGCCAUGUCAGACCCUCCUACCACCACCCUCCCACUGCCCUUUACUCCCCUACCCCCCAGAUCCCCAGGGGGUGGGGUUAGUCUGGACCUUGCUACUUCCUGCUCUUGGCAGCCACUGCUCAGAGACUAUGGAGCUGUGGAAACAGCUGAGGCAGGCUGGACUGGUGCCCCCAGGGCUGGGUCCACCCCCCAGGGCCCUGAGGGGUGUACCCCCAUCAUGGAGAGCUGGCCAGACCCUCAUGUCCCCAGGGACAGACACUGAUGGUACCAGGGAGUGUCUGCUGUGGAUCUGGGAGGAGCUGGAGAACCUUCGAAGAGUGGAUGUCCAGCUGCUCGGCCAGCUGUGUAGCUUGGGGCUGGAGAUGGCGGUGCUGCAGGAGGAGCUGGUUGCUUUCCUGGAAGAGGAGGAGGAGGAGGAGAUCUUCAAGGAAGAGGAGGAGGAUGAAGAGCCAGAGGGACAGCAAGAGGAAGUACAUCUGGGGGUCUCCUGCCCAGCCUCAGGCCACCGGCUCCCCGACUUUGAGAUGACUAUCUGAGGCCCUGCCAGGGUGUUUCUCAUUGGCAUAUGGAACUUUAUGAAAACGUAUGCAAAGAGGAGUGAUUUGAAGGUCAGAUCAACCUGCAAAGGUUCUGAAGAUGCCUGCAGUGAGAUUCGGGGAUUGGCCUGGAGCGGUGGGCGUGUUUGAAGAUGGUGUGGGAAGUUUUCAGAAAAACUGUAGGUGUGUUUGCAGAUGAGCUGCAGGAGUGUUGGAGGGGAGAUGUGGGCCUUUGCAAGUAGAAUGCAGAUGCUUGCAGGUGAAGUUUUAGAGCCAGGCAUCCACUGGCUCCAUGUGGCUGUUGAGCACUUGAAGUUGGCAAGCCCUAACUGAGGUGCACUGUAAGUGUAACAUACAUGCUGAAUGCUAAAUUUUCACAGGCUUAGUAUGAUAAGAAUAUAAAACAUUUCAAUCAUAUUAAAAUUACAUAUU
Myotis brandtii (Brandt's bat) is the source of this 990-nucleotide messenger RNA. RefSeq names its product glutamate-rich 4 (gene ERICH4). Bases 10 to 558 code for a protein of 182 amino acids. The record is from RefSeq and is a predicted model, not a curated record. NCBI's taxonomy places the organism in Eukaryota, Metazoa, Chordata, Mammalia, Chiroptera, Vespertilionidae. The transcript has 2 exons.